Molecule: messenger RNA, 447 nt
Organism: Brassica napus (rape)
Lineage: Eukaryota; Viridiplantae; Streptophyta; Magnoliopsida; Brassicales; Brassicaceae
Exons: 1
Coding region: 1-447 (148 amino acids)
Source: RefSeq, a predicted model, not a curated record
AUGGUUAAGUCGUGGUUACUUAAUACAGUGAAUCAGGAGAUAUAUGAUAACAUCUUGUACUAUGAUGAUGCUGUUGCGAUGUGGAAUGACUUGUACUCUAGGUUUCGAGUAAGUAAUCUCCCAAGGAAGUAUCGGUUAGAGCAGGCUACUGCGACCUUGAAGCAGGGAUCCAUGGAUUUAUCUGCCUACUAUACUAAGAAGAAGACUCUUUGGGAGCAACUGUCUAACACAAGAAUCACCACAGCAAGAAGAUGCAACUGUGAUCAUGUUAAGGAGUUAAUGGAGGAAGCCGAGACUAGUCGUAUCAUUCAGUUUCUCAUGGGACUCAACGAGAAUUUUGCCAAUAUUCGAGGGCCAAUUCUGAACAUGAAGCCUCGUCCCAGCCUUACUGAGAUAUACAGCAUGCUUGACCAGGAUGAAAGCCAGCGAAUUGUAGGAUCUGCUUAA